AUGGGUUUUGCGGUUUGUGUUGGCAAUUCACCUCUCGUGUCUAUGGAACUGAGGUGGGUAAGAAGAAGCAAAUGUGACAAUGCUGCAUCUGCACUGCCUCGUUCGAUACCUAUUUAUAUCUCUACGCUGAAGAAAGACAUAGAUCUGGAGGAACUGAGACAUUUGUAUUCACACUGUAACCACUCUUGCAACCGUUUAUCAAGCAUUGUCGAAAAGACUGUUGACAUGAAGAAGCUGCGUACGGCUAUCUCCCGCAGCGAUGUUGUUGUCUCUGUGUUUUGCAAACAGGGUCUUGUUGAAGAGAGCACCCGUGAGAACGAUGAUGAUGCUGAGGUGGUUUUAUAUUCAGGGGAAGAAAGUUUGUCAUCGUCUUUGUUUCCUUCGAACUUCAGGAAACAAAACAAGGAUGAGAGUUCUCUGGGAGACUUGUUUCAGGAUGUGUUGCCUCUCAGUCCUUCAACCGGCCAGCUUGUUGGGUUCGGUCGUGCCUAUUCUGACCAUGGCUUGACCGCUUCUGUCCACGAUCUAAUGGUUUUACCUUCACUACAACAGAUGGGGAUCGGUAAACUGAUAGUUAAUCGAAUUAUCAGGCUUCUCACAAGCAGAGACAUCUAUGACAUAGCAGCUCUCUGCUUCGAGCAUGAAAGGCCAUUCUUCAGAGCCUGUGGGUUUGCAGAUGACAGGAUGGGUUCAACAACAAUGAUGUUCACGAAUAGCCUGGAGGCAUAA
Thlaspi arvense is the source of this 729-nucleotide messenger RNA. Lineage: Eukaryota; Viridiplantae; Streptophyta; Magnoliopsida; Brassicales; Brassicaceae. The record is from the annotation of a GenBank genome assembly.